Molecule: messenger RNA, 1995 nt
Organism: Neltuma alba
Lineage: Eukaryota; Viridiplantae; Streptophyta; Magnoliopsida; Fabales; Fabaceae
Exons: 2
Coding region: 1-1995 (664 amino acids)
Biological process (GO): proteolysis
Molecular function (GO): aspartic-type endopeptidase activity
Source: RefSeq, a predicted model, not a curated record
AUGUGUGAUGGGCCAAAAAGUGUGCUACAAAUGUGGCAAGUUGGGACACUUUGCCAGGGAGUGCCUGAUAGCUCAAGGCUAGUGUCUGAAGGAAGAGUAUUUGCCCUCAAUAGGGAAGAGGCUCGUAGGUCACCCGAGAUGAUACAAGGUACAAUUAGUGUUAAUGAUUGCCUUGUGCAUGCUAUAUUUGAUUCGGGCGCCAGCCACUCCUAUAUCUCGUAUGAUUAUAUUAGGCACUUAGGGCUUACUAUUGAUGCUUUGCCACAUGAUCUUUAUUUUUCCACCCCUACUGAUGCUAAAGUUUUAACUUCUAGUGUGUGCUUAAAUUGCAUUGCUCGGUAUGCACAUUAUUGCAUUAUGUUUGACCUUAUAUGCAUUCUGUUCUAUGAUAUUGAUGUUAUUAUUGGCUUGACUGGUUAUCUUUGGAUAAUAUACUCUUCAACUAAAAUUUUGUCUUGUGUUUAUGCGGAGCCGUGUUGUACUCUAAGGAAGAGACUGUGGGAAGAUCUUAUUGAUUUUAGCAAAAUCACAACAAAUUCCUGGCUUGUGGUAGGAGAUUUCAAUGCUUACUUAUCUAAAGAAGAUAAAGUGGGAGGCUCUCAACCAAAUAUCACGUCCAUGAAUCAAUUUGGAGAUUGCAUUAGAGAAUCUCAGCUGAUAGAAAUGGAUAGUGUGGGGGACAAGUACACAUGGGAAAGGAAUGUGAUAAAGGAAAGAAUAGACUGGGCUUUUUCAAAUGCUCAAUGGUGUAAUGCGUUUCCUCUUGCUAAAGUCCAUCACUUGCCAAAGUUUGGGUUUGACCAUAGGCCUCUUUUCAUUAAAUGUAGGCCUGAGGGAAUGGGACACCGUUUCAAUCCUCCUUUUAAAUGCCAAGCAGCUUGGGUCUUAGAAACGGACUUCUUAGAUGUGGUUAAAACAGCUUGGGAGAGGGGAGAUUGGUGUGAAAAAGUGAGUCUCUUUACUACCAAUGCUAAACAGUGGAAUUUAGAAAAACUUGGAAGUAUUCCCAAAAAGAAGAAAGGGCUAUUGAAACGGAUAGAAGGAGUGGAAAGAGCACGAAGCAAUAGAGAUAGUCAAUACCUCGCUCAAAUUGAAGGAGAGUUAUGGAGGGAAUACAAUAAAGUGCUUGCGCAAGAGGAGUUGAUGUGGUUUCAGAAAUCUAGAAGCAACUGGCUAAAAUGGGGGGACAAGAACAGUAGUUUCUUCCACACUUCAGCUAUCAUCAGAAGAAAGAGAAACAGAAUAGAAGGCCUUCAAAAUACGCAGGGAGAGUGGGUUUUUGAUCAGUCUAAGCUGAAAAGUAUGGCCAGUUCCUAUUACCGAAAUCUGUUUCAUAGCAAUUUAACUGACAGGGUAUUACUGGAAACGAUAAACACCUUUCCUACCCUGGGUGAGAUUAAUCAACAAAUGCUAGCUCAAGAGGUGGAGGAUAUUGAAAUUAAAGAGGCUUUGUUUGAUAUGGGAGCCUUCAAAGCCCCUGGCCCAGAUGGCAUCCAAGCUUUCUUUUACCACGAGUAUUGGAAUAUUAUUGGUGUUUCUUUAUGUAGUUUGGUGAAGGACAUUUUCAGAGAUCCUUCUAAAAUCAACGAACUCAAUAACACCAACUUGGUUCUCAUACCGAAGGUGGAUAAGCCGACGACUAUGAAGGACUUUAGACCCAUUUCCUUGUGCAAUGUGAGUUAUAAAGUAAUCACAAAGAUUAUUAGCGGAAGGCUCAAGAGUAUCAUGGGGAAAAUAGUAGGGCGUCACCAAUGUAGCUUUAUUGCGGGAAGACAAAGUAGUGACAAUAUAAUAAUUACUCAAGAAGUUAUCCACUCUAUGAAGAGGAAAAAAGGAGGUACAGGAUGGCUAGCAGUCAAAGUUGAUUUAGAAAAAGCCUAUGACAGAUUAGAGUGGGAUUUCAUCAAUGAUACGCUUAAAGCAGUAGGGAUGGAUGAUAAGAUGAGGAACUUGAUCAUGAUGUGUAUCUCGACGGCCUCGUUCCAAGUACUUUAG